Molecule: messenger RNA, 2650 nt
Organism: Thlaspi arvense
Lineage: Eukaryota; Viridiplantae; Streptophyta; Magnoliopsida; Brassicales; Brassicaceae
Source: the annotation of a GenBank genome assembly
GGUCGGACCCACAAGCAGAGAUGCAGAAGAAGCUCUGGAGAGAGAAUCAUAUGGCAGUUUCAUGAUCCGCUCUUCUUCUUUAAAGACAGAGAGAGAGAGAGAGAGAUACAUUUCAGAAAACAAGAAGAAGAAGAGGAAAAUCCGGGUCGUACCCGAAUACCCAUCUCUCCCCACUCGGGUUCCAAAGUUCUUGUCUUUCGUUUGCCCCCCUUUGGAUUUGGGCGUUGAAAGCCUCAAAGAGAGAGAGAGAGAGAGAGAGAGAGAGAGAGAGAGAGAGAGAGAGAGAGAGAGAGAGAGAAAACAAACAAACAGCAUACGAACAACCUCUUCCUUGCCCUCUCUCCACUUUGCUCUGUGCCCAGUAACGAGGCUCCUUGUUUCUGCAUAGGAAUUUGCAAGAGAGAGACACCCCUCGUCUCAAUUCUCAACGCCUUUCCUCUGUUUAUAAGAACCCCAUUGAAACGGUCUUCUAUUCUCAGCAUCUUUUAAUUCCUCAAACGGUUUCUUCACUUUAUCAUUCAGAGAUCAGAGAUCUACCCGUCUCUGUAUGAGGCAGAAGAACAAUGGGUGAUGGUAGUAGCCUCAAGAGAACCAAGCUUUCAUGGCCCAAAACAUUGGUUAAGAAAUGGCUCAACAUCAAGAGCAAAGCAGAAGACUUCCACGCAGACGACAGAGACCUGUACAGAGGUGAAGGUGGAGAUUGGAGGAACAAUGUCAUUGAAAGAGAAGAAGCAUGCUCUGUCAAGAAAAGCAGCACUGAGACUCCGAGCAAGAGGAAUACCGCAAGAGGUAGACGAAACAGACACGAAUUCGAUUCACCGCAACCGCAAGUUCAUAAUCUUAGGGUUUUCACUGCUACAUGGAAUGUCGCCGGAAAAUCUCCGCCGAGUUAUCUGAAUCUCGAGGAUUGGCUCCACACUUCACCUCCUUCCGACAUUUACGUUCUUGGCUUCCAAGAGAUCGUUCCUCUGAACGCCGGCAACGUAUUGGGCACAGAAGACAACGGUCCCGCCAGGAAAUGGGUUUCUCUCAUCAGAAGAACCUUAAACAGUCUCCCGGAGAACAGCGGCGGAAGCUGCCGGACUCCGUCGCCGGUUCCCCACCCGGUGGCGGAGCUGGACUCAGACUUCGAAGGGGCAAACUCGUCAUUCUACCAUCGGAGGUCGUUUCAGUCGGUGAGCAGGAGCCUGAGGAUGAAUGAGUUGGAGACGGACAUGUCAGGAUCCGUGGAGCCUCAGCUUGAGCGGAGGUUCAGCGUCUGUGACCGUUUCAUGUUGGGCCGCGAAUUCUACGACCAGAGCUUCAGGUAUUGCUCCUCUGAGGAGGAGAAUGUGCAGGACGCAGCAGAUUCGCCGUCGUAUUAUACGGUCACGAGGAGUGGAUCCUUUGUGACAGAGGACAGAGAGAAGGGAAGGGACAAGUCCAAGUAUUGCUUGGUGGCGAGUAAGCAGAUGGUUGGGAUAUUCUUAAGCGUUUGGGUGAAGAGUGAUCUAAGGGACAGUGUCAAGAACCUCAAAGUGUCUUGUGUAGGCAGAGGCUUGAUGGGUUAUCUCGGGAACAAGGGCUCUAUUUCGAUCAGCAUGUCAGUGCACCAGACGAGCUUCUGCUUUGUGUGCAGCCACUUGACGUCUGGUCAGAAAGAAGGGGACGAGCUGAGAAGAAAUUCUGACGUUUUGGAGAUUCUAAGGAAGACGAGGUUCCCUAGAGUGAACAACGCAUGCGACGACAAGUCUCCUCAGACCAUUUUAGAACACGAUCGGGUAAUCUGGCUUGGAGACUUGAACUACCGCAUCGCUCUUUCUUACCGGUCCGCAAAGGCCCUUGUCGAGAUGAGAAACUGGAGUGCCUUGCUUGAGAAAGACCAGCUACGGUUAGAACAAAGAAAAGGGAGAGUCUUUGAAGGAUGGCAUGAAGGGACCAUAUAUUUCCCUCCAACGUACAAGUACUCUAACAAUUCUGAUAUCUACGCUGCCGAUGAUCGCCUUCCCAAGGCCAAGAGGCGCACUCCAGCAUGGUGUGAUCGCAUUCUCUGGUACGGGAGUGGUCUUAAUCAGCUGUCAUAUGUUCGUGGGGAAUCAAGAUUCUCUGAUCACAGACCAGUCUACAGUUUGUUCUCCGUAGAGAUUGAAUCCGUGUCUAGGAACCACCGUAUCAAGAAAAGCUCUAGUUACUCCAGCUCUAGGAUCCAAGUUGAGGAACUUCUUCCUCAGCGCUUUGCAUAUUCUGAGCUUAACCCCUUCUGAUUCUUCAUCACUCCUCAAUCAUUUGGAAGAUAGAUCCCCAGCGAGGGAGGAUUCAUCGUUUCUUAAGCCCCUCGAAAGAAAAACGGGGUUGGUCAAGAUCUCUGUGCAUUUCCCUGUUUUGGGUAUGAGAUUCGAGUGAAAAGAGAAGAAGAGAGUAAUAGUGUAGCUUUAACUGAUCAAAACAUAUAUAUCUUUAGGAUCAUAGAGAAAUUGACCAGUUUUGUGCUUUUCAAACCAUUAGUUUCUCCAUAGAGCCUAGGACUCAUCAAACUUGUGUAUGUAUAUAUAUGUGUGUAUGCUUGUACAUCUAAUGGAUUCUUUGUAAUGACCGAUGGGUUUAGAGUAGAAGAAAGCUUUGUUAUUUUCAGUUUCUUGUCCUCUGAUUUCUUCCCCAUGCAAUACUGAAC